Molecule: messenger RNA, 2108 nt
Organism: Dendroctonus ponderosae (mountain pine beetle)
Lineage: Eukaryota; Metazoa; Arthropoda; Insecta; Coleoptera; Curculionidae
Product: AMMECR1-like protein
Exons: 4
Coding region: 113-817 (234 amino acids)
Source: RefSeq, a predicted model, not a curated record
AAUAAGUCAGAAAACAUCUGACUGUCGUGUUUUCUCAUUCAGCUAGACGUCAGUUCAGUCAGCUGUUUGUGUGGUUCAGUUCUAGUGGUUGUGUUGGUUAUUGGUUGGAAAAAUGGCUGCGGGUUGCUGUGGUACCAAAAAACAGAAACUAAACAAUUCGUCGGCGGUGCCGAUCUGUAAUGGUACCACGUCAGCCCCAACCAAUGGACUGAUCAGCAAUGGCAUGGGAAUGGUGGCCAUGCCAGAGAUGUGUUUUUUUUGUUUCGACGUGCUUUAUUGCCAUUUAUACAAUUUGGCGCCUCCGAAGACACCUACAUUCAGCAAUGAUGCAUAUCCAUUAUUCGUGACCUGGAAAAUCGGCAAAGACAAACGUUUGCGUGGCUGCAUCGGAACAUUUAACGCAAUGAAUCUCCAGUCCGGAUUGCGCGAAUACGCAAUCACAAGUGCAUUUAAAGACUCGCGUUUCAGUCCGAUCACUCGCGACGAAUUCGCCAAACUUAGUGUCUCCGUCUCGAUUUUGCGGCACUUUGAGGAUGGCGAAGAUUUCCUAGAUUGGGAGGUUGGAGUCCAUGGGAUCCGCAUCGAGUUCAUUAACGAAAGGGGCAUGAAGCGAACCGCAACUUAUUUGCCGGAAGUUGCUUCCGAACAAGGGUGGGAUCAAAUGCAGACUAUUGACUCCCUCCUGCGAAAAGGCGGGUACAAGUCGACGAUUUCCAGCGACAUGCGGCGCACUAUUAAACUCACUCGCUAUCAGAGCGAACAAAUCACCGUUAGCUAUCAGGACUAUAUGAACUACUGGAACAGCCAGCGCUGCUAGCAGAUAGUUUGGGGGCGUCCGGUCUCUCACGUUGCGCCCUCAACAGUCGAAACUCCCUCCUUUCAUCAUCAGCCAUGUUCAUACGUAAACUCGAUGCCGCCACCCCCAACCUUUGUGGUACUGCAGCCGCCCCUUUCGCCGUUCGGCUCAACGGUGACUCAUCAGUACGUACUGCCCGCCCCCAUGCCGCUUUGGUGGCACGAUCAGUGCCCCCGCAAUCCUUCCUGCCAAUCCCCAGUCGAUUUCACGUCUCCCACCACUCCCGACCCGCCCUACUACCAAGGUGGCCCCCUUUUUCCCAAACACAAGUGACCCAUGCGGUGCCUUAUGCGUUUAUGUUAUUGUUCAAAGUUAUAGCAAAGCCCCCCUCAAAAAGCUCGCGUAGUUUUCCAUUUUGUUUUUAAAUGUUUCCUGCCACGUCCAGAGUAACCCGAAAUUUUAGCUUAGGACCAAAUAAUGUGUUGUGAGUGUUUACUUGUAGAUAUUUUAGGGUUUAAUGCUUUAUUGGCAAGUGUUAUUGCACGGUUCAUCAGUUGGCCAAUUCCAACUGGAACGCAAAACAACGAACAAGCUGGGCUGUUUUGCAGGGGGUUGAACAAUAACAUCCAUAAGGCACAAGAAAUACACUGGUUUAAUCUGCAAGAUUUUAUUACGGGGUGUCUGUCGCUGUUUGGUUUCGCUUCGCGCCAAUUUGCCUCCAAAUUCAAAUUAUUUUCUCGUGAAAGUACUAUUCUCUAGUGGCCCGAUUUAACGAACACCCUGUAUGGACUUUCAAGACAUUUCGCCGGCUUACAUUAAGCAGAAAAAUGUAGCAUAUUUGAAAUCGCUUGCAAACACCGAGAUGAAAUGAAAUGGGGGAUGAAAUGGGAAAUGAGACCCCAUAAAGUCCUUCUAUAACAAAGUGGAGACUAAAGUCUGUUACACUCUUAAUUAACUUAGGGCCUGAUCCAGAUGAUUGCAUUAAUGAAUUAACUGCUAGGUGCCGGUUAGUCACGUAGGUUUUAUCCAGUUAAUGUACAUAAAUAUCCAAGGAGAAUUUCGCACACUAACACAUUCAUGUGGGCAUUCACCUUAAUGUCCAGAAUGCUUGUAAAGGGUGUUAUUUUUAUGGGUUGCCUGCCUUUAGACAGUGGUGAAUAAAAUGUCCGACCAAAUCAAGUGUUAUUUAGCUCACAAUUGGUUGAAUCAUGUGUGAAGUGAACGCUUUUCUUUUACUUAAAAAUCAUCACUGCCAUCUCAUACCACAUAGGGGUAGAUAGAGGUUUGAAACGUUUUUUUUUUUUUUUUUUUU